UAUAACUAUUUAAUUAUGUAUAAUGUACCACACAAGUUUCAUCAAGUUUGUCGAUUGUGUCUCACGUUGGUUAAUGAGUGCGAUAUAUCCGAACUACAAAUUUAUAAUAUCCCGACACGAAACAAUAAAAAAGACAAAUUCGACCACCAUAAAAACGAAGGGAUAAAUGAACAAAAAAAGUCUUAUAAAUGUUUCUGCAAUGCUCCAAGCCCAAAUGUAUGCAGCUGUGUAGAUGAUAACCUGCUAUCAGUGAUUUUGACCAAUAAUGAAACGGGUCAAAGCAAACCUCUUCAUAAAACACAAUACACACCGAGUGUGCCUUAUGCAGACAAAACAACCACAUUGUGCGGUAGUGAACAAUAUUCAACGCUUUUGGAGCCCGAAAUUUCCGGUAGUUCAGUAUUAAAAAAUCAGUCGUCAAAGCAAACCACACUGAAUCAAGAGAAAAUAGAACGAACAAAAACAAACUCGGAAAUUCAGAUGGAGCACCGUUUACUCGAUCAAGAUGAUUUGGUUCCCGAUAAACUAAAAUCAAAUUUAUGCCAAUCACUUCAUACAAUUAAUAGCUACAGCCAAGAGCACAGAGAUGACUCAUCCUCACAUAUUACAUUUCAGAUAAUCAACUGUCUCUCUAUUAAGCCAUUUCCUAAUGAUGGGUUUCCCAACGUAAUUUGUCGUGAAUGCCGAGCCAAAUUGGAUUCAUUUGGAAAAUUUCGUACUAUGGCACAUAACUCUCACAACGCUUUAAAAGAAUUUUUAGCUAUAUCCGAAACCCUAAAACUAGACACUAACGAUUUGGAAAUGCAGCUUGAUACAGUUUUAAAGUCUUCGUCGGAGGCAAUAGCAGCUAAGGCCCUGACUGAGCUCAGCACUUUUUCUCAACAUAAGUACGACAAAAAGAAAGUAGAUUCCACUUUUCAGACAACUUUUGAUCGAAGUUUUGAGAGUAGAACUCAAGAUAUGCAAACCCAUACCCAUAUAUUACAUCCGAGUCUUUUUCAAUCAACCAAUAUGGAAAGUGAUGAGAUUAAAACGCAAGCAAAAUGUAUGUCUGGGCCACCAAUACAUGACCGAUUCGACUCAACAUUUCACAAAGAUUCUGACAUUGAACAGUUUCAAAGCUUGCAACAGCAACUGGAGACUGCAGCAGUUCUUAUGGAUAUAAGUAAAAAAAUUGUAAUUUCACCUCCGUGCUCGAAUCCUCAAUCUCCACGUAGUUCUGCAGUUAUUGAUACAAGUAUUAAAAGUUCUGUGAUAAAAUCAAAACGUCCAUCAAAAAAGAAUGCUUUGUAUGAAGGAGUUGAAAUUGACCUUUCCGUUAAAAAGAAAAGGAAUGAUUAUUCGAAUCAAAGAAACUCAAUCCCAAUAAACAAUUUUUGCCAAACUCCAAUACAGUCACAUAGAAGUGAAGAGGAUCUUCAGAACUACAGUAUUACCAUUACCCAACGUGCUGGGUCAGAUUACAAACAUACACCAACAGUAAAAACGAAUAGCAGUUCCUUAUUAGAUUCUGGUGACAGUUCUGACUCUCACAAAUUGGAAAUGGACAUAACAUCUUCAAUCAACGAUAGAAAGACCCCCGACAGUGUGAGCUCGGAUCACGCAACCGACGCAGCUACCACUCAACUCUGGCAAGCUCUGGCACGAUCAGCUGCUAAAAACAAGGGAGAAGAUGCGAAAGAGAUGCUACGUAACAUAAUGAGUCAGCCUUUCGUAUUUCCAGUGCCGUCAACAGUAUCAUUUACAAAAGUACCUGAAGAACCCAUAGCGCUAUUGAAGGACCUAUCAGAGGCUCAAUCCAGCAAAUUGAAAACAUGCAGAAGAAAACAAAGUUUUCCCACUAAAACGGAUUGCAGCGAUGCAAAUAAUGAAAAGGGGACAGAGACUUACAAUCAUUCAGAUUUCGAGCCAGAAGAAACAAAAGAUAAAAAGAACAUCAACAUUUUUAAUGCCCUACCUGGCGCCCAAAAAGACAUGUCAUGUUCUAACUGUGGAACUCUCACCACCACGAUUUGGAGGCGAAGUGUUCGAGGAGAAAUGGUGUGCAAUGCCUGUGGAUUAUAUUUCAAGCUUCACGGAAUCAACAGACCACAUUCAAUGAGACGCGAUACUAUACACACUAGACGCAGGCGUCCUAAAGAAUUGGAGAGAUCUAAAAAAAAACAAAAGCAAAUAUCUUGCUCUUCAAUAGAACAAACGAAGCUUGAUUUCUUGAAUUCUCAAGAUACAAUUAACAUUUCCGGCCUUGUUUUAAAUAAAUGCAAAAAGGAAAUUGAUGAAACCGAAACUGCAGCAGCACUCAAAAACAUUUUAUUAAAAGGCAAAAAGUCGAAUUGCUUGUCGUCGUUUAAUGACAGCUGUGAAACUGCGGAAUUGACUGUACCGCUUAAUCUUGUUUCCAGUGAAAAUAAUGCGAAGUUCACAUAAAACGCCAAAAAUAUUCGUGUUUUAGAAUGCAACCCGUUAACACAAAUUGUUUUAUUUAUUAACUCUCGCAGAAGGGGAAAUAAAAGGUGUAGAAUUAAUUAUUCCUAUAUAUUAUAAAUAUAAGUUUAAUCCUUUAAAACUAAAUUUGAUUCAUUUUUAUCAUUAGAAACUAAUACCAAAAUACUUCUAAAAUAAGAUUACAUAAAAUUUGUUCUUGUAAGUUAAUCUUUUAAAAUAAUAUCACAAUAAAAAACUUAGGCAUUAAACAAGGACAUAAAUACUUAAUGCAACUAAUAAAAAUAAAAACUUUUAUUGAUAUUUAUUAUAACCAUUUUACA
This is a messenger RNA of Drosophila persimilis, 2765 nucleotides long. It is a transcript of the gene GATAd, whose product is annotated as transcriptional regulatory protein GAT1. Gene Ontology annotation, biological process: cell fate commitment; negative regulation of transcription by RNA polymerase II; positive regulation of transcription by RNA polymerase II. The transcript has 8 exons. Gene Ontology annotation, cellular component: nucleus. Gene Ontology annotation, molecular function: DNA-binding transcription factor activity, RNA polymerase II-specific; RNA polymerase II cis-regulatory region sequence-specific DNA binding; zinc ion binding. Lineage: Eukaryota; Metazoa; Arthropoda; Insecta; Diptera; Drosophilidae. The coding region runs from base 16 to 2427 and encodes 803 amino acids. The record is from RefSeq and is a predicted model, not a curated record.